Colletotrichum tamarilloi is the source of this 1560-nucleotide messenger RNA. RefSeq lists its product as uncharacterized. The record is from RefSeq and is a predicted model, not a curated record. Gene Ontology annotation, biological process: translational elongation; positive regulation of translational elongation; positive regulation of translational termination. Gene Ontology annotation, molecular function: ribosome binding; RNA binding; translation elongation factor activity. NCBI's taxonomy places the organism in Eukaryota, Fungi, Ascomycota, Sordariomycetes, Glomerellales, Glomerellaceae. The coding region runs from base 1 to 1560 and encodes 519 amino acids. The transcript has 5 exons.
AUGUGUGAGACCCAGUAUUGGAUCCCCCGUAUUGGUGGCCUCAGCAGCAGCCGCCGGCCUGAGAACCCUGGAAACAAGUGGCCGGGAAGGGCGAUUGCAGCUGAAAAGUGGUUGGGGAAGCUCCACGACUGGCCAAUUGAGUUUCCGGGCUGCCGCGGUCAGGCUAUGCGGACCAUGCAGACGGUCGAUAGCGGGCAUUUGGGCCGUGGGCGAAACGACGAUCUUCAAGAUUCUCCUCUCUGCGCCCCCAGAGCCGCCAAUCUGGAUUUUGAAGCUCGUGUCCCCGUCCCCUUUAGCGUCUUUCCCUCCACCUACAAGGAGAGUGAGACACAAACCCAGACCCAAACAGUCACUCAGACACAUCAAGAGCUUGAGAUCAAACUUCCUGAGAAGAAGCCCAACAAGCCCGGACGGGAGGAAAGUCAAUACUCUUCCUUCACCACCAUCGCCGAGUCGAAGCCGCAGCCGCCGCAGCCGCAAAAGCCGCAGCAGCAGCAGCCUCUUCCCCCUCGGAAAGAGCACCGCUACGAAGAAGAGGUCCGCAUCGAAGAACACUACCACCGUCCCGGUGUCCACUACGAGUCCCACAACUACCGUGAGGAGUACCGCCCUGCCCCUCCCGCUCCUGCUCCUGCUCCCUCUCAAUACACCACUCAGCAAGAGUUCCACGACACUCGCAUCCACCACCACGACACUCGCGUUGAGAUCGACACCCGUCACCACGAGCACCUGGUAAACCCGAUUGAUAAAAUCGAACGCCAGUACCGUCAACGCUUCCAGCCUACCUACCACAAGGAGGAAGUCACCGUCGAGACCUACCCGGCUCCUCACCACCACCACCACCACCACUCUCACUCCGACCACCACUCGGAUCACCACUCCCACCACCAGCACUCCCACGUCGACGAGUACACCGUCGAGUCUGAGCGCCCCCGUCCUCAGCAGUACAAGGAAACCAUCACGGUUACCGAAGAGACCAUCGAGCCUACUCACGUCUCCAAGCCCCAACACAAGUCUUCCAAGAUGGGUUACUACGACGAGGAUGUCUCCGAGGUUCGCGCCGCUUCCGCCCCCCGCCGCCAGUCUUCCGGCUCUGGCUCCGGUGCCCCUCGCAUUCCCAACACCGUCACCAUCCCCUGCCACCACAUCCGCCUCGGCGACUUCUUGAUGCUCCAGGGCCGUCCCUGCCAGGUCAUCAAGAUCUCCACCUCCGCCGCCACCGGCCAGUACCGCUACCUCGGUGUCGACCUCUUCACCAAGCAGCUCCACGAGGAGUCCUCCUUCAUCGCCAACCCCGCCCCCAGCGUCGUUGUCCAGACCAUGCUCGGCCCCGUCUUCAAGCAGUACCGCGUCCUCGACCUCUCCGAUGGUCACGUCACUGCCAUGACCGAGACCGGCGACGUCAAGCAGGGCCUGCCCGUCAUUGACCAGUCCGACCUCUGGUCCCGCCUCAACAACGCCUUCGAGUCCGGCCGUGGCUCCGUCCGCGUCCUUGUCCUCAACGAUGCUGGCCGUGAGCUCGCCGUCGACGUCAAGGUCAUCCACGGCUCCCGUCUGUAA